AUGUUUCAAGAAACUCAUCUAUCAACUUCACUGGAAAUAUCAUCAUUAAAUUUAAAAAAUGCUUUGGAUCAUCAUUUACAUAUUUCAUUAAGCCAUGACUCUUCAUUAUCAGUUCUUUGCUAUGACAGUGUAUUAUGUUAUUUAUCAAAUGUUAUUCACCAUGGUCCAAUAAAUGAAAUUGAAUCAAAUUUAACACGUUUCUUCACAUAUAAACAAUUAGAACAAGCAUAUUAUAAUUUACAAAAUUCUCUUCAAUAUUCUUUAUCAAUUGUAAAUUCAACUACUGAUCAACAUGUAUAUGACAUUAUUGAACAAUGUAAAAAUAAUUUAACAAAUGUAUCAUGUUUAUUAUCAACAAUACAAAAAAUUUAUUCAAAUAAAUUAUUUUCAUAUUUACCAAUAUUUGUUACAAAUGAUUGGAUUCAUAUGAUACGUUAUAUUCAAGAACUUGCAAAAUUUGAUAGACCAUCAACAACAACAGUAGCUGAUUUAGAAGGACAAAUAACAGAUUUGACUCAAUAUAUAUCAUUAUUACAACAAUCAAUUAAUAAUGUUAAAAAUCUUCCAUCAUCAACGUUAACAACAGCAUCAAUUGAAUCUUCAACAUCAACUGAUCAAUGCUGUUUACGUACCUAUUGUCAACACACAACAAAUCAACGUAUUACAUCAAUCAUAGAUUCUCCAACAUCAUCAUGGACAUCAUUAGAUCUUGAUAAAAGUCUUAUACCAGCAAUUAAUCAACCCAUACCAGGUUUUAUUCGUAAUCCAGUGUCAAAUUUUUUGAUGCCAACAUCACCACAAUUAAAUGAAAUAACAUCAUCAAUGAUGUCAACGGAUGAUAACAUAAGUAGUGAUGAUGAACAAUCAAUAAGUUCUAAAACGGGUUCAGUUGUUGUUAUAAGAGAUGAUGAUUUAUGGAUAUAUCCUGUUGGUGUUGAUGUUCGAAAAACAAAAUUUUAUCCACAUGAAUAUAUACGUUCUCAAUCUUUAUUUAAUCCAACAAACGAAACAAAUGAUCGAAAUAAUACAUUUAUUCGAACGAAUAGUUUUGAUGAUGAAGACUUUGCGAGAAAUAGUUUAGCGAAAUUAAAACCACAACAUAAAAAGCAUAAGAAAGGAAAAGUUGUAGCCGAAGAAACACCUUGGUUUCCACGUCGUAUUACUGAUUUGGAUCAAUGUUCAAAUAAAGUUCUAUUAUAUGGGGUUGAUCUCGAUGCUGAUCAUCCUGGUUUCACUGAUCAAGUUUAUCGUGCACGUCGAAUGUAUUUUCAUGAUGUAGCUAUUGCAUAUAAACAUGGAGAUCCAAUACCACGUGUAGCAUAUACAAAAGAAGAAACUGAAACAUGGGGUGUAGUAUUUCGAAAUUUAAAUAAUUUAUAUCCAACACAUGCAUGUAAUGAAUAUUUGGCUAAUUGGCCAUUAUUAAGAGAAAAAUGUGGUUUUAGAGAAGAUAAUAUUCCACAAUUAGAAGAUAUAUCGCGUUUUCUUCGUGAACGAACUGGUUUUACAUUACGUCCUGUUGCUGGUUAUUUAUCACCCAGAGAUUUUUUAUAUGGCUUAGCAUUUCGAGUUUUUCAUUGUACACAAUAUAUAAGACAUUCAUCGAAUCCUUCAUACACACCUGAACCAGAUUGUUGUCAUGAAUUACUUGGUCAUAUACCAUUGUUAGCCGAUCCGAAUUUUGCUCAAUUUUCUCAUGAAAUUGGUCUUGCUGCUAUUGGUGCAUCGGAAGAAGAUAUUAAUCGUUUAGCAACAUGUUAUUUUUUUACAAUUGAAUUUGGUUUAUGUCGACAAAAUGGUGGUCUUCGUGCAUAUGGUGCUGGGUUACUUUCAUCAUGUGCUGAAUUAGAACAUGCAUUAAGUGAUCAAGCUAAAAAAAUUCCAUUUGAUCCAGAUGUUGUUUGUAAACAAACAUGUUUAAUUACAACAUAUCAAGAUCAAUAUUUUGUUUCAGCUAGUUUUGUUGAAGCAAAAGAAAAGAUGAGAGAAUUUGCUGUAUCAAUAAAACGUCCAUUUGCUGUUCGUUAUAAUCCAUAUAAUCAAAGUAUUGAAAUUGUUUCAAAUACUCAACAUGUUGCACAAAUAAUAUCGGAUCUUAAAGGUGACAUGUGUAUUAUAUUCGAUGCAUUAAAAAAACUUCAAAAUAGUUUUACAAACGGAAUAAAUAAUGAAAAAUAA
This is a messenger RNA of Rotaria sp. Silwood1, 2178 nucleotides long. The record is from the annotation of a GenBank genome assembly. NCBI's taxonomy places the organism in Eukaryota, Metazoa, Rotifera, Eurotatoria, Philodinida, Philodinidae.